Molecule: messenger RNA, 1250 nt
Organism: Dermacentor andersoni
Lineage: Eukaryota; Metazoa; Arthropoda; Arachnida; Ixodida; Ixodidae
Product: diuretic hormone class 2-like
Biological process (GO): body fluid secretion
Molecular function (GO): diuretic hormone activity; G protein-coupled receptor binding
Source: RefSeq, a predicted model, not a curated record
UCCCCGAAAUGUGCCACCGCGCUCCACGGGAAGCGAAGACUCCGGAAUUUUACCGAAGACCCCUUCCUGCGUCGCAAAUUCCGCGGGUGUUCGCGCCCCCCCAACAGUUUGGCAAAGAUGCAACUUGGUCUGCCCGGAACAACAUGGAUUCUCAUCCUGGCUGUGGCGGCGAUCGCUUCGUCCUCUCCAGCUCGGCCGAGGCCCAAGCGUGACGUGUACUACGACUCCUCCAUUGACGCCGGCGAGGAGUACCUGCUCGGCCUCCUCCGCAACCGCCUCAGCCACCCGGCCCUGCUCGAUCAACAGAAGCGGGCUGGCGGUCUCCUGGACUUCGGCGUGUCGCGAGGUGCCUCCGGAGCCGAAGCAGCCAAGGCCCGCCUGGGACUCAAGCUGGCCCACGACCCGUACGGACCCGGAAGGCGCUGAAGUCGAAGCUCGUAACUUGUACCCUGUGCGCACACACGACGGAUCCACACGGUGACAUGCGUUGGCGAAGAAGAAGGCGACAAGGUCCACUGUUGUGCUUCUCGGUUACGCCAGUUCCGCUACGACGGCGUCGCAAGAACUGGCAUGCUGUAAUAGACGCAACGCUGCGAUAACUUACUUAGGCUUAACCACGCUUCCGUGAAGCACUUCGGUGUGGGCGCUACGCUUGUUCCAUUUAUGAGUGUUCGAAAGAGCAUCUGCGAACUUAUGAUUAAGUUGCAACGUUCUGCCAUAAUUUAAUCGCAAGUUUUAUCGGAUGUGUCCGCAAUGAGGUCCCUUUACUAGCUAUGUAGCAUCAGUUGCACUGACUCAUCAAACGGAACUAUAGGGAUUCCAUGUGCUCAGUAGGUUCUUUUCUGUUUCAUGUCAAGGUAGCGACAACUCGAAAAUAUCGUAGGAUGUCGCUUCCGUUACAGACGCCCGGUGAUGUUAGUUUUGAAAUUGCGUUGUACAUAUGCAUGGCAAUAAAUGCAGUUGGCCUCUUCGCAAAGAGUAUAUAGCAGUAGCGAAAACUCUAACGCUGACCUAAGAAGCCACACGGAUUCGCGCUUUCUCGGUGCUCGACUCGGUUCAACCGCGAAUUCUAUCUUGGAUGCAUUCGAUUUCCGUCGUACUAGUUUCUUUCCGCUUGUGAAGCAAGCCUGCUGUUUUCGACGCCUCACAUUGUUCGAUUUGUGUGAAGCACAUGAACAAAGUAAUGACACGGGGAUGCGCACUGUGUAAUUUAUUUGUACACAAUAAACAAACCCAUCGAGCUUAGUCUA